AUGCGCUCCUGGUUUGGGCUUAUUAAUCAAGUUUCCUACGCAUUUGCCUCAGCAGAACACAUGCUCCCCUUCAGAGAAGCCCUUAAACCUGGAUCAUCGUUCACUUGGACUGAAGAACUGAAUGAACUUUUUGAGGAAUCCAAGGCGGUUAUCAUCAGUGAAAUCGAGAAUGGUGUACGCAUAUAUGACAAAUCUAAACCUACUUGCUUAGCCACCGACUGGUCAAAGACUGGCAUCGGCUUUUGGUUAUUUCAAAAACACUGCAAUUGUGCCUCCACCAAACCAUUCUGUUGCCACACUGGUUGGAAAAUAACCCUUGUAGGCAGCCGCUUCACCCAUGCUGCAGAGUCCAGAUAUGCCCCCAUAGAAGGAGAGGCCCUAGCUGUUGCCGACGCACUAGAUAAAGCUUGCUUCUUCGUUUUGGGCUGUGAGAAAUUGAUCGUCGCUGUUGAUCAUAAACCAUUACUGAAGGUCCUUGGUGACCGGUGCCUAGAAGACAUCUCUAACGUACGGCUACGCAACCUGAAAGAGAAAACCCUCUGCUACCGCUUUCAAAUGAUCCACAUCCCCGGUAUCAAGCAUAAGGCUGCAGACGCAAUGUCACGACACCCAACCGGACCUCGUAACCCUGAAGCCCUUCCCAUCCCAGAUGAUGUUGCCACCAUGAACGAUUCAUGCAACACACUACCCCCUCCCUUCAUACCCUUCGGACACCCACUCCUUGCUGGCAUACGUUCUAAUACAUCCCACCCUACGUUAUUACCCCCUAACCUUGAAGACGAAACUCUUCCCUCAGUAGCAGCAUCAAUCCACACCAUGGCAAUAACCUGGGAUCGCGUGAAAGAAGCCACAGCCAGCGACAACAACAUGGAGAAACUCCUUUCCAUUAUUGCAACAGGCUUUCCCGCAUUCCGUCACCAACUCCCCAGUGAUCUACAAGAAUACUACCAAUUCCAUGACCACUUGCACACAAUCGAUGGUGUUAUCCUGUACAAAGAACGCAUUGUGAUACCACCCUCACUUCGACAUCAUGUCUUAUCCACACUCCACUCAGCCCACCAAGGUGUCACAUCCAUGACCUCCAGAGCCGAGUCGACAGUCUUUUGGCCCGGCAUCACCCCAGCCAUCCGAGCAUUACGAGAAUCAUGCAACCACUGUAAUAGAAUGGCACCAUCACAGCCCAGUGCUCCACCAUCAGCCACCACCCCACCUAGCUAUCCUUUUCAAUCGCUGUGUGCCGACUUCUUCCAUUACAAAGGCAUGAACUACCUUGUGAUAGUCGACCGAUACUCUAACUGGCCGAUCAUAGAAAGAGCUCGCGAUGGAGCAAAAGGCCUCAUUGACUGCCUACGUCGUACCUUUAGCACCUUUGGUAUUCCAGACGACCUGGCAACUGACGGCGGACCCGAGUUCACCUCAGCAUUAACCCAACAGUUUUUAAAAAAUUGGGGCGUCCACCACCGUUUAUCCUCAGUUGCGUACCCCCACUCAAACUGCCGGGCAGAAGUUGGCGUAAAAACUGUAAAACGGCUCAUUACCAACAACACAAGCCCCAAUGGCAGCCUGGACACGGACAAUUUACAACGUGCCAUACUUCAAUACAGAAAUACACCUGACCCUAAAACAAAGCUCUCUCCCGCACAGUGUAUAUUUGGAAGACCAAUCAAGGAUUUUAUUCCUAUAUUGCCCGGACGAUACCAACCCCACCCCACCUGGAAAGACACAUUAGCUGCUCGUGAAGAAGCACUACGCAACAGACAUGUGCGAUCCGCUGAACGAUGGACCGAACAUACCAAAAGACUCCCUCCACUCGUUGUAGGUGACCACGUAAGAAUUCAAAAUCAGAUUGGCCCCCACCCAACCAAAUGGGAUAAAACCGGACGAGUCGCCGAAGUCCGCCAGUUUGACCAGUAUGUUGUACGUGUCGAUGGCUCUGGAAGAAUGACCAUUCGUAACAGGAAAUUCCUCCGCAAAUUCAUCCCAGUACACCCACCACCACCACCACACACCAUCACAGACGACCUCCGAUACAAACCAAUUUCCCACCACAAAAGUCUCCCAACUCCACCACAUACCCCAUCAAACUCUGACCCAACAGCUGGCCCAAUCCAACCACAUACACCACCUUCCCCACCAGAGCCCCUACAACCCAGCACCCAGCCGCCAACCCCAACAAGUGAAAAACAACCCCUUGCCCUCCGUAGACUGAUGGACUUCAACAAGAAAGGACUCAAAGAACUGUGA
Molecule: messenger RNA, 2244 nt
Organism: Paramuricea clavata
Lineage: Eukaryota; Metazoa; Cnidaria; Anthozoa; Malacalcyonacea; Plexauridae
Source: the annotation of a GenBank genome assembly